Molecule: messenger RNA, 2574 nt
Organism: Candoia aspera
Lineage: Eukaryota; Metazoa; Chordata; Lepidosauria; Squamata; Candoiidae
Product: vomeronasal type-2 receptor 26-like
Exons: 6
Coding region: 1-2574 (857 amino acids)
Biological process (GO): G protein-coupled receptor signaling pathway
Cellular component (GO): plasma membrane
Molecular function (GO): G protein-coupled receptor activity
Source: RefSeq, a predicted model, not a curated record
AUGGCAUAUCAAGAAUGCACAGUCAAAUGUAAUGUCCGGUAUCCAGAACACCCAAUUCACAGAUAUCAUCAGUCUGGAGAUCCCAUCAUUGGUGGCAUUGCAUCUCAUGGGAUCUUCCUCUCAUAUGCCAAAGAUUUCAUAAAAGAACCUCCACCGGCCAUGCCUGAGGAACUUACAAUACUUCCGAAGAAUUACCAACACAUCCUGGCCUUGGCCUAUGCAGUACAGCAGAUUAAUGAAAAUCCUUGGAUUUUACCAAAUAUCACCUUGGGAUUUCUUAUUUAUGAUAAUUAUUACAAUGCAAAGUGGACAUUUCAUUCCACAAUGCUACUUACAUAUACACUAGAAAGAUUUUUCCCAAAUUACAACUGUAACAUGAAGAAUAAGCUCCUUGCAGUGAUUGGUGGACUGGAUUCUGUUACUUCUCUUGAUAUGGCAAUUAUCCUGGAUAUCUACAAGAUUCCCCAGCUCACCUAUAGUCCCACUCCAGUGAUGAAGGACAAAUCUCCCGGUCUUCCCUUCUACCAGAUGGUUCCUAAGGAAGACCUUCAAUAUGAGGGCAUUCUGUCUCUGCUCCUGCACUUCAGAUGGAUAUGGAUUGGGGUGGUGGUCAUGGAUACUGACAGUGGAGAAAGAUUUGUGCGAACAGUGAUACCCAUGUUUUCCCAGAAGGGUGUCUGUUUUGCAUUCAUACAGAAAAUCCCUGUUAUAACUUUUAUUACUAAUGUGUUUGAGAUAUUAAAUAAAGGAGAGAAGAUUUAUGAUACAUUGUCAGGCAGUAAGGCUACAGUGAUACUUGCCUAUGGUGAAUCUAAUUCCUUUGGAUUUUUUAGAUUUCUCUCUUAUCAAUCAGUUCUAGACAGUAAGGACAGGAAACCCCUAGGGAAACUAUGGAUCACCACAGCCCAAAUGGAGAUUGCUUCAUUUGUAUUUCAAAGGGAUUGGGAUUUAGACAUUUUCCGUGGAGCUGUAGCCUUCAUGUUUCACUCCAGGGAUGUACCUGGAUUUCAGCAGUUUAUAGAGAGACGAAACCCUUCCAGUACAAGAGGAGACGGUUUUGUCAAAAACUUCUGGGAGCAGGCUUUUGGCUGUGUAUUUCCAGGUACACAUGUGGAUGAAAUGGAGGAAAAUCAUUGCACUGGAGACGAACAACUAGAGAGCCUCUCUUACCCCAAUUUUGAAAUGAGCAUGUCUGGCCACAGCUACAGUGUCUACAAUGCUGUCUUUGCUAUAGCCCAUGCUUUACAUGAUAUGUCCAGAUCCGGAUUCAAACAUGGGGCAAAGAUGGAGGGUGGACUGAAGCUUCAUAACCAGCCAUUUUGGCAGCUCCAUCACUUUUUGAGACAUGUUACAUUUAAUAACAGUGUUGGGGACAAGAUAACCUUUGACCAAGAUGGAAAGUUAGUGGAUGGAUUUGAUAUCAUCAAUUUUAUUAUUUCUGAAAACCAGUCAAAAGUGAAAAUUGGAAGGGUAGACCCUCAGUCUCCUGCAUAUCCAAUGUUCAUCAUUGAAGAAGAUGCCAUAACAUGGCACAGCUGGUUUAACCAGACUGUUCCCAUUUCCAUAUGUACACCAAGCUGUAAUCCAGGUUCUUGGAAGCAAGUCAUGGAAGGGAAGCCAUUUUGUUGUUACUCUUGCAUCUCAUGUCCAGAAGGGAAGAUUGCAGAAAAGGAGGAUCUGAGUGACUGUUACGCUUGUACAGAUGAAAAUUAUCCCAACAAAAACCAGGAUUCAUGUAUUCCCAAGGAUAUAAGUUUCUUGUCCUAUAAAGAACCUUUGGGGAUUGGUUUAGCCUGUUUUUCUCUUUUCUGUUCCACAGUCACAGUUCUGGUACUAAGGACAUUUCUGAUGCAUCACAACACUCCCAUUGUCAAAGCCAGCAACCGGGAUCUCACCUACAUCCUCCUGGUCACCCUCCUGCUCUGCUUCCUCUGUGCAUUACUAUUCAUCGGUCAGCCAAAUAAGGUGACAUGCCUUCUCCGACAAACUGCUUUCAGCAUCAUCUUCUCUGUGGCUGUUUCCUGUGUGCUGGCCAAAACUGUGACUGUGGUCCUGGCUUUCAUGGCAACCAAGCCAGGAAGCAUGAUGAAGAAGUGGGUGGGGAAAAGACUGGGCUAUUCUUUUGUUUUAUCUGGCUUCUUAAUUCAAGUUGGGAUUUGCACAAUAUGGCUGUCCAUCUCUCCUCCUGUCCCAGAUGCUGACCUGCACUCAGAGACUGGAAAAAUUGUCCUACAGUGUAAGGAAGGGUCUAUUAUUAUGUUUUACUUUGCAAGGUGUUACAUGGGCUCCUUAGCCAUGAUCAGUUUUGUAGUUGCUUUCCUUGCCAGGAAGUUACCUGACAGUUUCAAUGAAGCCAAGUUCAUCACUUUCAGCAUGUUGGUGUUCUGCAGUGUUUGGCUCUCCUUUGUUCCAACUUACCUGAGCACCAAGGGGAAAUACAUGGUGGCUGUGGAGAUCUUCUCAAUGUUAGCAUCAAGUGCUGGGUUGCUGAUCUGCAUCUUUUUCCACAAAUGCUUCAUUAUUGUUUUCAGACCUGAGCUGAACAACAAGCAACUAAGUAGAAAAGGUUUCUAA